AUGGGGAGGGUGAAGCUGCAGAUAAAGAGGAUAGAGAACAACACCAACAGGCAGGUCACCUUCUCCAAGCGGCGCAAUGGGCUCAUCAAGAAGGCCUACGAGCUAUCCGUCCUCUGCGACAUCGACAUCGCCCUCAUCAUGUUCUCUCCCUCCGGCAGGCUCAGCCACUUCUCCGGCCGACGAAGGUUGCCACAAAAAUAA
Molecule: messenger RNA, 201 nt
Organism: Spirodela intermedia
Lineage: Eukaryota; Viridiplantae; Streptophyta; Magnoliopsida; Alismatales; Araceae
Source: the annotation of a GenBank genome assembly